CCGGGGGCGGAGGCGGCACGUCCGGCGGAAGUUGUCGGUGAGCGGGUGAGGAAGCAUAAUUCCCUUCACCAUGAGCGAGCCGCAGCAGGUCAGCGCGCUGCCCUUGCCUCCAACCCAGUACUGCAAGGAGUACACAGACGAGAAUGUCCGCAAGUGCCUGGCCCCCAAGCCCCCUCCCCCCAUCAGAGACAGCUACAUGAUGUUUGGCAACCAGUUUCAGUGUGAUGAGCUGAUCAUUCGGCCCUUGGAGGGCCAGGGGAUCGAGCGGCUACACCCAAUGCAGUUUGACCACAAGAAGGAGCUAAAGAAGCUGAACAUGUCCAUUCUGGUCAAUUUCCUGGAUCUCCUGGAUAUUCUGAUCAAAAGUCCCGGCAGCAUCAAGCGGGAGGAGAAGCUGGAGGAUCUCAAACUGCUGUUUGUUCACAUGCACCAUCUCAUCAACGAGUACCGGCCCCACCAGGCCAGAGAGACACUGCGGGUCAUGAUGGAGGUGCAGAAACGCCAGUGCCUGGAGACGGCCGAACGCUUCCAGAAGCACCUGGACAGGGUCGUAGAGAUGAUUCAGACCAGUCUCUCAUUGCCCGAUGAUCUGGCUUCCACUGGCGACGCUCCGGUCAGGGUCAAAGCCGAGCCCAUGGAGGUGGAGGAGGGCAACUGUGGACAGGCCGAGAGGGAGAAAGAAGCCUCGCUCGGCAAGAAGGAGCAAGUUAAUGAUAAGGAUGCCGCCAUGUGCGCUAUUAUUGAUGACAUGACGUAGGAAGGCAGUGGAGCUUCAAUGGCAUGUUGAUCCUCGAUCUCAACACAGAUGUGUACUGAACAGACUCUGUAUGUGAAGCACUUUAGGGCAGUGGUAUUCCUGACACAGUCCCCCAGGAGCCAAGGGUGACUGAUCUGUAUCCUAUACCUCGGGGCAGCCACUCACAGCCUGUUUGUUCCUCAGCAAAAAAAAUGUGCAUUGGCAGGAUGCAGAACUUUCUCACUAUCCGGAACUAAAGCUGUCUUUGACAACACUGUCAGUUUAUAGUUUUCUUCUCUUUCAGGUGGAAUGUCACAGCAGGAGGGUGGGGGGUUAUACCCAGGGAGGUGAGUGCGUGGCUGAUCCCUCUGCAGCUGCUGGUGCUGUGAUGGCUCCUGGCCUGCACUGCAUUCCGCCUGCACCACAGGCAGCACCAAAAUCACUGAGCUGAAGCCAUCAAUACUCUGUCCUUGGCCCUUACACUCACUUUAGAGGUGGAGGUGAGGUCACAACCUCUCUUUGAGGGAUGAUAUUCUUGGUGGCCACGCGGGAAGCUACCUCGCAGUAUAAUCAGGCUAACAGUGCAGCCUUGGGGCACAAAUACCCCCUCCCUUUCCCUCCAUCCCUCAUACAUUUUGUACAUCUUUGCCUCAUUGCAUCUGCAGCUACUGUUUGUCAGUGUCUUCUGACUCUUCCUCUGACGGUAUCCUGGUUUGGGUUGUGUGAGGGGCCAGGGGAAGAGUCAGAGUUACGUAGUAGGAAAUAAACAGCAUUAUUGUAA
This is a messenger RNA of Callorhinchus milii (elephant shark), 1517 nucleotides long. It is a transcript of the gene med7, whose product is annotated as mediator complex subunit 7. NCBI's taxonomy places the organism in Eukaryota, Metazoa, Chordata, Chondrichthyes, Chimaeriformes, Callorhinchidae. Gene Ontology annotation, biological process: regulation of transcription by RNA polymerase II. Gene Ontology annotation, cellular component: mediator complex. The record is from RefSeq and is a predicted model, not a curated record. Gene Ontology annotation, molecular function: transcription coregulator activity.